CAGGGAUCAGUUAACCUUAUAGUCAGUCAAACAUCGUAAAUCAUGUGGGAACCUUAAAGUGCGACGGAGGGAGUAAUAAUAGUCUUAGUCGUAUGAAGAGGCUCUCUUUAUAAGAUAUGUACAUGAGUAUUUAUAGGUUUUAGAAGAUUGUAUUUUAGGAGGAAUCUCAUACAAUAAAUGCUAAUUAAUGAGCUAUAUUCUUGCUCGAAAUAGAAUUCCUCUUCUAUCUUGAUUCUCACGCGAAUACUUUCUCCGUUUAGAUCUUGGAUUGCGGUUUGAGUUUUGCCUGUUGUCAAAUAUCUAUGUCGAAUAAUUGCCUGCCACGUAAACCUAAGGAAUAUCCCGGCCUCACUAGAACUCGUCCAGGCUCGAGGUCUGUUGUCCAGCCCUAUCUGGCUGUCGAUUCCUGUUGUGAGUCUGAUUCCUAAUUAGGCUCAGCGGCUAUUUAUCCUUCAUCUCGAUUAAUGGGUUGAUCUCGUUGAUGGGUUGAUCCUGUUAAUUAAGCUAAUCCCGUAAAGAGCUAGACCCGCUUAUGAGUUGAGUUACAUAAUUGGACCAUGAUCAGAGUGCAUGGUAUCAUCACUAUAUCUAUAAAAAUUGUGUCACAUAAAAAUAAACAUUAAUGAGUGGGCGAUAGUAUCAUUAAUGACACUACUUUUUAAUGGAACAAGUAUUGUUUCAAAAAGAAGAAUAUAUCAAUCGUAUUUUGAAAAUCGCAACACUUAUUAUGGUACAAUAGUUUUUGGUGUACACCCUGGGUUACACCCUGGGGUACACCCAUUUAUUUUCCCUUCUCACAGACAAAAAACACACAAAUACAGACACUUUCUUUGAAAGUGUUGGUGUGAGUAAAAUUAGUUUCCAGAUUUGUCAGGUUGGUUGCACGGAAACCGAUGUCGGUGUACACAGACAUUAGUUGUCUGUGUAAACAAAAAGUAUCGGUGUGAAAAAUUAAUUGGAAACCAAGUGUCGGUGUACACAGACGUUAGUAGUCUGUGUAUACAAAAAAGUGUCGGUGUGAAAAUAUUAGUUGGAAAACAAGUGUCGGUGUACACAGACGAUAGUUGUCUACUUGUCUGUGUAGACUAAAAAGUGUCGGUGUGAAAAAAUUAGUUGGAAAACAAGUGCCGGUGUACACAGACGUUAGUUGUCUUGUAUAAAAAAGUGUCUGUACAUAUUUAAUUUUCGUCUGUGUACACAGACACUAUAGCAUACCAGUGUCUGUGUGGAUAAAAUAUAAAAAGUGAGAAGGAAAGAAAAAGAAGAAGAUAGUGAUGAAGAUAAUGAAGAUGAUUAGGGUGAACAAAACCUCAAAAAGAGAAGGAAAGAAGAAGAAUAAGAAGAAGAUGAAGAAGGAGAAAUGAAGAAAGAAAGAAGAAAGAACAAAGAUGUUGAAGAAGAAGAAAAAGAGGAAGGAGGGGGAACCGCAUGAUUCAAAUGGGAGAGGAGUGGAGAAAAGAGAGUGAAAGAGAGGGGAGAGAAAAAAGUUGGGAGAUAAAAUAUAAGAAAUGGGGAAUUAUAUAGGGUGUACACCUGUGACCCAUACACCCAAUUUUUUGGUACGGUACCUAAAAGCUUAUAGUACGGUUUCGUGAGAGAAUUUUGAGUCGUUAUUGAGUAUCUAACCAGGCGUUUGCAACCCCCUCGCCGGCACCUUACUUUCCCGGCGUCCCGGCAACCCAUACAACCGGCAAAUCAAGAUGGAGAAAGAGCCUCUCCUUCCCUUUUCCACACCCAUAACUCCUCCACUUCCACCUCCCAUUUCCCUUUGCCCUUUACCUGAAGACAAUGAAAUCACAGUACCUCCUUUGACACCUUCAGAAUUCAAAGAUAGACUAAUAUUUGGUUCUGCUUCUCCUCCUCCUUCUUCCUUCAAAGACCCUUUUAGAGACCCGAAUCCCAAUCUUGAUCCCAUAGACCCAAAUUUCAAUAUUGAUUUGAAUUGUUGGGCACCCUCAGACCCUAAACCCAGUAAUGACCAGAAUCCACGGACAUUGGACUCAAAUUACAGAUUAUGGUCUAGGAGCAAUCUGCACAGGUCGAAGACUGCCCCUGCUUUAGCGACAAUCAAUGACAUUGAGCACCACUCCUCUGCAAUUCCCAAGCCACCAUUGAAACUUGCAAUUGUGAGACAAGCUGUUGUGCUUUUAGGUCUUUACUUGAUUCUAGGCGUGUCUAUAUAUUCUUUGUUUAAGGAGCAUUUUAGGGGCUCUGAGACCCAUCCGGUGGUUGAUGCUCUAUACUUUUGCAUAGUCACGAUGUGUACUAUUGGUUAUGGGGAUAUUACUCCUGAUAGUCCUGCCGCUAAGCUGUUCUCCGUCAUGUUUGUGCUCGUCGGUUUUGGGUUUAUUGACAUUCUGUUAAGUGGGAUGGUUAGUUACGUUCUUGAUUUGCAAGAGUCUUAUCUGCUGAAGACUGUUAAGAGUAAGGGCGGGCAUGACCGCGGUUCUUACAUAAUAGAUGUGAAGAAGGGGAGGAUGAGGAUUCGAAUGAAGGUCACGCUGGCAUUGGGUGUUGUGGUUCUAUGCAUUGGGGUGGGGGUUUUAGUCAUGCAUUUCGUCGAGAGGCUCGGGUGGUUAGAUUCACUUUACUUGUCUGUUAUGUCAGUUACUACAGUAGGGUACGGAGACAGGGCAUUCAAUUCUUUGACCGGUCGGGCUUUCGCGUCGUUUUGGUUGCUUGUGUCAACUCUUGCUGUUGCGAGAGCCUUUCUUUACUUGGCUGAGGCAAGGGUGGAUAAAAGGCAUCGAAUGAUGGCCAAAUGGGUGCUUGAUCAGGACUUGACUGUUUCUCAGUUUCUUGCUGCCGACAUUGAUAACAAUGGUUUUGUCACUAAAUCUGAAUACAUAGUAUACAAGCUGAAGGAGAUGGGAAAGGUAUCAGAGAAAGACAUAUUUCUUAUCUGCAAACAGUUUGAACGGUUGGAUUCAGGCAGUUGUGGGAGGAUCACCCUCGCUGAUCUGAUGGAAGGCGGCCACCAUUAAACCAGCUCCACGUGCAUUUCCCUGGCAGAGGUUUUAUGAUGCAGAAGUGGAAUAUUCCUUAAGACGGGGUGUGAUAUUCGAAGGUUCAGAAUCAGAUGAAAUUUGUGUCUUUCUUUUUGUCAUUGGAUUUGGAAGUGUAUAUACCCAUUACCAGGUAGAUAUAUGUAUAUGUAUUUCUCUGCCACAAGUUUUGUUCUCGCAUUUGUUGUUACCUGAGGUUGUGAAUAUUCCUGUAAACAAUAACUAACAUAUUGACUUGUUUAAAAUCUUUCAGCCCAUAUAUAAAAGCACGAAUUAAGCGUUUUUCUUGAA
Cuscuta epithymum is the source of this 3296-nucleotide messenger RNA. NCBI's taxonomy places the organism in Eukaryota, Viridiplantae, Streptophyta, Magnoliopsida, Solanales, Convolvulaceae. The record is from the annotation of a GenBank genome assembly.